AUGUCCCAACUACCAUCAAGCCUCCAUUGCACAGAAAAUACUGAACGAUAUGAUGAAAUAACGAAAGCGAUAAAUAGCUCCCUGCGAGAUUCUCACGAUGACGGUAUCCAAGCGUCAAAUCACUCCUCUAGUUCCUCCAUUCGACUUCAUUCCCCUAUGGAGAAACCAAGGAAACCAAAAGAUUCUUUCGAGUAUUCGGAUUCACCUACUCUUGAAGAUGGAAUCAUGUCUAGAUCCAGAAGUACAAGUCGAACGAGUAGGACGAGACAUUGGUGGAACAAAAUGGCUGCAAAGAGUAGGAGGAAACAAUCUUUCAAUGAGAUGGAGAUGUUUGAGGAUGUCGACACAGAUGCAAAUACAGAGAUUGGAGAUGGGUUAUUGACAGGUUUACAUAAAAUAACUAGACGGCAGAGGAAGAAGAAUGGAAUCUUCAAUUAUUUUGUCUUCGGAGGCAUAAGUGGUCUAGGUAUAUUAUCAAUCCUUCUUCUCAUAAACCUCUUACUCGGAGCUGCAACAUUACUUUGGGCUCAUGAUAUCGACAAUGUUCUGAAAAAUUGGGGAAAAUCUGGGACAGGCACAGAAGAUCUGGCAUGGUAUCCCACCGAUUUCACACGAGACAUAAACCCUAUUCCUUGUCAUUCUCACAAUGAUUAUUGGCGACGGGUACCAUUAUUUGAUGCAUUACGAGCAGGAUGCCUAGGGGUAGAAGCAGACGUAUGGCUUUUCGAUGAUGAUUUAUAUGUUGGACACAAUACUGCAUCCUUACAACGAAAUCGAACCUUUCAAUCUCUAUACAUUAACCCCCUUGUCGAUAUUCUCGAACGACAAAAUCCAAUCACUGAUUUUUACAACGGUACCAGCCAUGGAGUUUUUGAUGCAGAUGGUGGGAAAUCCCUAAUUCUUCUGGUUGAUGUGAAGACCGGCGGAGCAGAAACAUGGCAAUGGGUCCUCGACCAACUGGAACCACUACGGAAACAUGGAUGGCUUUCUUACAUCGAAAAUGAUACUUUACACACUCGACCCAUUACAGUUGUUGGAACCGGGAAUACACCGUUCGAUGUUCUUACCAAAAAUUCAACCUAUCGCGACGCCUUUUUCGAUGCACCCCUUGAUACAAUGUGGGAACCUAGACAUGUCACUGAAGAAAUGAAAGAUUGGCCUAAAUUUUAUGAUGGGGCACCUGGGGAAGGAUUAUAUGAAGGCGAAGGAAAUGCAGAGGAAUUUGUUCCUGGAACAUCUGCCUCGAGUAAUUCACCAGCCAUACCUGCCAGAACAGCAAUUCCAAUGCCCCACCAACAUUCAAAUAAGGGGCAGGGUAUGUCUGGUGUAUCAUCUGAUACCGAUUUUAAUUCACUAAACUCAUAUUACGCAUCGGUUUCUUUCAAUAAAGCAGUCGGUAGAAUCUGGAGAGGCAGAUUAAGUCCUAGACAAAUGAAGAUCAUCCGUGGACAAAUUAGAGGCGCACAUAGAAGGGGACUCAAAGUUAGAUAUUGGGACUUACCAAGCUGGCCUAUUGGAUUAAGAAAUCAUGUUUGGGAUGUUCUUGUGAAAGAAGAUGUUGAUUACUUGAAUGUUGAUGAUUUACGUGCGGCGGCGAAACAAGUUUGGUGA
Sclerotinia borealis F-4128 is the source of this 1611-nucleotide messenger RNA. Lineage: Eukaryota; Fungi; Ascomycota; Leotiomycetes; Helotiales; Sclerotiniaceae. The record is from the annotation of a GenBank genome assembly.